CUCAUUUUUACCGGUAUCUCGCUGCUAAAAAUCUAUGUUUAUUUUUUGAUUGCUAAUUAAAAUGGACAAACAAAAUAUGGACGAUAUUGCCAAAAACUACCAUGUUUGCCGAAAAUUUGAAAGCUUAAAAUGUUUCCAGAUUGAAGCCCAUGUUUACAGUCAUUCCAAUUUUAUUCAAAUUAAACUUUUCAAGACAAGUUCCUUCAAAAAUAGUCUCCUUUCUUUAUAUAAUGUGAUAAUGUUUGGCAUUAUUUGUUUGGUUUGUAAUUUUAUUCACCCAAUGAGUCUCCAACUCAAGAUAUUACUUGUUUUUACCUUGACUUCAAUUUUGACUUUAUUUAUCCUUAAUUUUAUUAUCAUUGAAGAAUCUUUAGAAAUCAUUAGAUCUAUAAAAGGUGUAAAUUAUUAUACAAAGAACAUGCUGGGAAAGGAAACCUCAAAAUUUAUCGGUUCUACUAAUUUUGUUAUAAACGAAGCAAUUACAAUGUUUCGAGUUAUCAGCUAUCUAGCCGUACUUGCCUGUGAAAGUAAUCAACUCACGUCGUCAAAACAAGUAAAUUUAAUUUUUACUAAAAUGUUACCAAGGAAUGAUUGCUUGGAAUUUAUCUACACGCACAUCCAUCAUUUUCUCAAUCAAAAUUAGUUAUAAAUAACUGAUAACUUAGUGCCAUAGAAGUUCAACUUUGUCUGGUCGAAAUAAACUUCAGAGUCUCAUGCGAUUGGAAUAUUCACUAUUUGUUUCAAUUUCAAGCCAUACAUUCCCAAAAGCACCAGGCUAUUCCAUAUUUCUUGAUCUGCUGUGAAAGGGUUAAGCUUACUGUGAUCAUCUUAUUCAACUACCUGUAAAAAUUUUCCUAAUUAUUUAUUUUAUUAGUUAUUUCACCAAUUAUAACAAUAUAGCCACAUGCU
Molecule: messenger RNA, 909 nt
Organism: Tetranychus urticae (two-spotted spider mite)
Lineage: Eukaryota; Metazoa; Arthropoda; Arachnida; Trombidiformes; Tetranychidae
Biological process (GO): GPI anchor biosynthetic process
Cellular component (GO): glycosylphosphatidylinositol-N-acetylglucosaminyltransferase (GPI-GnT) complex
Source: RefSeq, a predicted model, not a curated record